This is a messenger RNA of Penicillium salamii, 1443 nucleotides long. Lineage: Eukaryota; Fungi; Ascomycota; Eurotiomycetes; Eurotiales; Aspergillaceae. The record is from the annotation of a GenBank genome assembly.
AUGCAAAAGUCGGCCGGUACAUCUGUACAAGAGCAAGGACCAUGGCAAUCGGCCGCGACCAGCGUGUCCGAUUACCCAAAUGCGAACUUCGAUGAAGAGGCACCCCGCUCGGCUUUCUCGGUCGUCGAAGCGCCCGCGGAAUUGUCUACCCUCACCACUCAUCUGACGGGUCAUAGUAUCGAGGACACAUUUCCAGAUGGAGGACUACGCUCGUGGAGUGUGGUGGUGGGCUCGUUCUUCCUUCUCAUGAGCACAUUUGGUGUAAUGAACACGACGGGAAUUCUGCAAAGUUACCUGACGACGCACCAAUUGUCGAACUACUCACCCAGUGCUGUGGGAUGGAUUCCGGGACUGUUCACAUUCUUCGGGCUGAGCAUCUCUGUGCAGGUGGGUCCCAUGUUCGACCGAUAUGGACCUAGAUAUAUUCUCAUGUUCGGGACGGCGUGCUAUAUCGCCGGACUUCUUCUCUUGGCGGAAAGUUAUCUCUAUUGGCACUUUGUACUGACCCUGGGUGUGCUUGGUGGAACUGGGACUGCAUUCUUGAGUACCGUUGCUUUGGCCAGUGUGCCGCAAUGGUUCGAUCGGAAGGCAGGUCUUGCGCUUGGGAUUUCGAUGGCAGGCGGAGGAUUGGGCGGUGCUGUCUUUCCGUUUAUGCUGAGGGGUGGCUUUACCCGGUUUGGAUAUAAAUGGACUAUUCGGUUGUUGGCGUUGGUGAUUCUGAUGAUGUGCACCGUCGGAAUUGUUCUGGUUAAGGCCCGUCUCCCGAAAGGAAGAAGCAAAUCGACAAUCAAUUUGAGAGCAUUCAAGGAUGCGAGAUUCACUUGGUUGACACUUGGAAUGUUUGGUGAGUCUUUACCACUUGCGCAACAUGGAGGAGUUAUCGCUGACGACAAGAUAGGACUUGAACUCAAUGUCUUCGCUGGCCUGGGUCUCUACCCGACAUACGUGGUAAUGCAAGGGUUCUCAAACAACGAUAGUGUUUAUCUUCUCGCCGUUCUGAGCAUAUGCUCCACGAUCGGCCGACUAGUCGCUGGAGGCGUGGCCGAUCGCUACGGCAGAAUCAACACCCAGACUGCUCUGAUAGUUCUGGGCGUAUUUGCAGUAUUCGUGAUCUGGCUGCCUUUUGGAAACACCCUGCCAGGGCUGUACAUGUUCUCCAGCAUCUUCGGACUGGCCUCAGGCUCAUUCCUGAGUCUGGCACCAGCCUGUAUCGGCCAAAUCUCCAAAGCCAGCGAGGUAGGCGGACGAUUCGGACUAACCUACUCGAUUGUCAGCAUUGCGACCCUGAUUUGUAUCCCCACCGGCGGAGAGAUGCUGGAUAAAGUCGGCAAAAAAGCCAUGGUAGCCUAUCUCGGUGGUGUCCUGAUAGUCGCUUUGGGAUUAUUCACUAUGGCAAGAUGGGCGUGUCUCAGUUACCGAUGGCGAUGGCACGCAAAGAUCUAA